CUUUCGUUACUUUCCUCUCUUGCCUUCAAAUUAACACGCAUCCAUCACCACCAAUCCCUUCCUAUUCUCGCAGCUUUUCACUUCCUAAGCUCCAUCACUCUCUUUACCUCUCAGGGUUCCGAUGAUGAGCUCUGGUAGUAGUAAAAGAAGCAAACUCCUCCUUUCAUGCAUCGUCUUCUCUUCUCUGUUCCUCCUCCUGCUAACGUUCCCCAGUGCGCCAAAACCUGUGGCUUACCACCAUAAACUCCGGGUACAUUCUCACCUUCAUGCCGCCGCUGCCGCGGUCGACCACUGUGACGGCACGAUAUACCCGGAACUGUGCGUUUCCACCCUCUCCGUCUUCCCAGAUUUGCACUCCAAGUCCCUUCCCGCGGUCAUCUGUGCCACCAUCAACGCCACCGAGGCCGCCGUCCGCGGCUCCGCCAAGAACUGCACCGACUACCUCAACAGACGCGGUUACAACCUCGACGGCCGCCAGCGCCUCGCCAUCGGCGACUGCCUCGAUCUCUUCUCGCAGACUCUCGACGAGCUGCGCGCCGCCUCCGCCGGCCUCACAUCCGGCGCCAGCGCCCACGUCGACGAUGUCCAGACGGUCCUCUCCGCCGCCAUCACCAACCAGUACACGUGCCUCGACGGCUUCUCCUACGUCGGUAAAGGUGGCGGAUACCGCUCGGUUAUCAAGCGGCGGCUCUACCACGUCUCCCAUCUCGUCAGCAACUCCCUCGCCAUGGUGAAGAAGAUCCAACGGCGGCGGGCGUCACGGCCGCGGCGCGAACUACUGGACGGCUACGGGAAGGUGGCGGACGGGUUCCCAGAUUGGGUGUCGGUGAAAGACCGGAGGCUGCUGCAAGCGCCUUCGAACUCGACGACCCCGAACUUGAUAGUGGCGAAGGACGGGAGCGGCAACUUUACGACGAUAAGCGACGCGGUGGCGGCGGCGCCGAACAACACCAAAACGAGAUUCGUGAUAUAUAUAAAGGCGGGGGCGUAUUUUGAGAAUGUGGAGGUGACGAAGAACAAGAAGAACCUAAUGUUCAUGGGCGAUGGCAUCGGGAAGACGGUGGUGAAGGCGAGCAGGAAUGUGGUCGAUGGAUGGACCACCUUCAGAUCUGCUACCGUCGGUAAGCUAUAUCCUUCUUCCUCUUCAUCUUCCUCAAACAUAAUCACAAUGCUCUCUUGACUUCUGAAUGUUGUCUUUUACUUUUGAUAGUUCAAUUUGGCUCAAUGUUUAACUUAUGUGAAUAUUAGCAUUGUCAAUU
Molecule: messenger RNA, 1259 nt
Organism: Musa acuminata subsp. malaccensis (wild Malaysian banana)
Lineage: Eukaryota; Viridiplantae; Streptophyta; Magnoliopsida; Zingiberales; Musaceae
Source: RefSeq, a predicted model, not a curated record